Plectropomus leopardus (leopard coralgrouper) is the source of this 6662-nucleotide messenger RNA. RefSeq names its product androgen receptor (gene ar). Gene Ontology annotation, biological process: regulation of DNA-templated transcription. NCBI's taxonomy places the organism in Eukaryota, Metazoa, Chordata, Actinopteri, Perciformes, Serranidae. Gene Ontology annotation, molecular function: DNA-binding transcription factor activity; sequence-specific DNA binding; zinc ion binding. The record is from RefSeq and is a predicted model, not a curated record.
GAUCUCAGUUUAGGAGGAGUUUGUGACUCUUGUAGCUCCCUAGGACAUUCACCAAAACGUUUUUUUCCCCCACAACGUGAGCAGCGCAGACCUUUGCCGUGCAAAGUUCGAUCUCUUGGCCGAGUGAGCACCUUCUGGGAAAUGAGCCAAACAAACCGACAGUUAUCUUGGAGCAAAAUUUGGCCAGGUGGGGAGACGGUAAAGACGGGCAACGCUGUGAGCGCACCCAGCAUGGCGCUACAAACUGAAGAAAGUCGCCUCUUUUUCAAUAGAAACUCAGCAGUGAACAGCAAUCUGACAGGACCCGAUAAUGCAGACGCAAACAUUUACGGACACAUGAAUACGCCAGCCUGUGACAUGGAAAAACACUGCUGCCAGACAGCUGCUGCUCCUCAGGAGGAAUUGUUAAACGCUGACUGCCGUGUGGGCGACAGUCGCUCUUUUUCUGCCUGCGCCACAAUCUCAGAGACAGCCAGGGAGCUGUGUAAAGCCGUGUCCGUGUCCCUGGGACUGGCCGUGGAGUCCAGUGACACGAGCGACCCGUGCGCCGCCAAUGACCACAUGCGAGCUGAGUAUUUGUUCGGAGCCGUGCCUCUGAGCUGUACCGGCGUCUCGGCUGCUGCCAACGAGUACAAGUACCGAGAUGACCGGAAGCAACUGGUGGAAAUGUUCAAAAGUUCUGACCCUGCCGCACGCCUGCAACACCUCACCUCCACUCGGACAGCAGUGGAUGAGCCAAACUUCCCACUUUGCGAGACUAACGACAUAACUUCUCAAGAGAUAGAUCACCUGGACACAGCGCGUGCUGCCUCUUGCCCUUAUGCCCUGUCUUCGCCACCAGGCAACUUGGCACACUUCGGCCACGCGGCAACAGAGCGGCCGUGCCGAGUCUAUAAGCCGCCCGAGGAGGCGCGAGACUUCGGGGAGGCCAUGGAGAGCAAGUUCGGUGGUUAUCAGCCGGAACAAUACGGAGUCAAAAUCAAAUCUGAGGACUGUGAAGCUGACGGGGCAUUGUGGGGCAGUAAUGACACCUUUAAUGACAAGUACAACACUCAUUGCUGGGGCUCUAGGCAGUGCACAAGCACUGCGCACGGCACAAGCGCCAACACCGCGUUCAUAUGUGAUCCAUACGAGAGGAGCGCCAUGCGUCCUGAACAGUGGUACCCGGGCGGGAUGCUGAGGCCGCCUUAUCCCAACUCUAACUGUGUGAAGACCGAAGUCGGUGAAUGGCUGGAUGUCACCUACAAUGACACCAGGUUCGAGGCUGGCAGAGAGCACAUGUUCCCCAUGGAGUUCUUCUUUCCACCACAGAGGACGUGCCUGAUCUGUUCAGACGAGGCAUCUGGCUGCCAUUAUGGCGCACUCACCUGUGGCAGCUGCAAGGUUUUCUUCAAACGAGCUGCAGAAGGCAAACAGAAAUACCUGUGUGCAAGCAAGAACGACUGCACUAUUGAUAAGCUAAGAAGAAAGAAUUGCCCAUCUUGUCGGCUGAAGAAGUGUUUUGAAGCUGGAAUGACUCUUGGAGCCCGUAAACUAAAGAAGAUCGGACAACAGAGGAACCCUGAAGAUGAUCAUCCUCCUCAGGACCAUUCAGAGGUCAUCCAGAAUGUCUCUCCUAAACUGGGCCUGAACUACAACUCCCAAAUGGUCUUCCUCAACAUCCUGGAGUCCAUUGAGCCUGAGGUGGUGAAUGCAGGGCACGACUAUGGCCAACCAGACUCAGCUGCCACCCUGCUCACCAGCCUCAACGAGCUGGGAGAGAGACAACUGGUCAAAGUGGUCAAAUGGGCGAAAGGACUGCCAGGUUUUCGAAAUCUCCAUGUGGACGACCAAAUGACAGUCAUUCAGCAUUCAUGGAUGGGUGUGAUGGUGUUUGCCCUGGGAUGGAGGUCCUAUAAGAAUGUCAACGGCAGGAUGCUUUACUUCGCCCCGGAUCUUGUGUUCAAUGAACACAGGAUGCACAUUUCCACCAUGUAUGACCACUGCAUACGGAUGAGACAUCUCUCACAGGAGUUCCUGCUGCUGCAGAUCACUCAGGAGGAGUUCCUCUGCAUGAAGGCCCUACUCCUUUUUAGCAUUCUACCAGUUGAGGGUCUGAAGAGCCAGAAGUGCUUUGAUGACUUGCGUCUCACCUACAUCAAUGAGCUCGACCGCGUCAUUAACUAUCGAAUGGCAACCAACUGUCCUCAGAGGUUCUACCAGCUCACGCGACUCCUGGACUCUCUGCAGAUGACGGUAAAGAAGCUCCACCAGUUUACAUUUGACCUCUUUGUCCAGGCUCAGUCGCUCCCCACCAAGGUCAGCUUUCCCGAAAUGAUUGGAGAGAUAAUCUCAGUCCAUGUACCAAAGAUCCUGGCAGGUUUGGCUAAACCGAUUUUGUUUCACGAGUAGAAGUUUGUUUUUUUUUAUUUAUCAGAAAGUGACUCAUCUUUGCUGCCUCCAUAAACUUUAACGAAGGUACUGUUUCCCUACAUCUUCAGUCUAAUAGCUCUUAGCCCUGUCCUGUAAUCAUUAUUUUGUUGCUAAAGUUUUUUGUUCCUUUUAGCCAUAAUUGAGAUUGUUUGUUCAGAACUGUUAAAGCUUUUAUCUGAAGCGCUGUGAGGCAUCACCUGUUGACAGCUAUGCUGGUUGUGAGUGGAGAGACCGUCUACAGCAGGAGCAGAAAUGCUACUUUACAUACGCAGUAAGUCUGUGAACCAUGAUUACAGCAAGCUUGCAGGGUUAAAGACAAUUUUUAGAUGUUUUGCAUGUGACCUUCAUUAUAUAUACUUGAUGAGGUAUUCAUACGUUUAAAAAAAAAAAAAAAAAAAAAACAUAGGACAGCCCAAAUUGGAUCCCAGAAAUAUACAAAUAGUUGUUCACCAUCAACUUAAUCUGUCGUGAGGUGAUGCCUUCAGAUGCACUUAACAAGUUCCUGCAUGUGAAAUCAAGAGUGGUAAAUACAAAUUUGAAGGCUUUUAACUGCUUAAGUGCCUUACAAUCAGAAAUGCAGAUCUUAGAUUUGUUUUACAAAUUUAACUUUACCAUCAUUUUUUAAACUUUCUAACAAAUGGACAAAAUCCUGACAUCCUGGCUUGACGUUUAAGCUGCAGUUGGUAACGUUUAUGAUAAAAAUAACUUUUUGAAAUUAACUAACUAAAUUACAAUUUGACAAGACUAUUGGCUACCAAUGUAUAAAUAUGACUAUGUAAUGAUUACAUUUUUUUUUUACUACCAACUUCAAACUAUGGUUGCAGAAAAUUCUCUCUCAGUUGUAUUUAUUAUUCUUUCAAUGUUGUUCUGAAAGCAAUCGAAGGAAGCAGUCAUAGGCCAAUAUUUGUUUCUAUCUGACAGUAAAAAAGACAGCUGACAUUGUGUCGUUAAAGCAUUAGGAAUAUUUCACCUGGGCAUUAAUAUCUGCUCUUCUACAUGAUCUUUAGUACAGUUUUCAGCUACGUGACAGUCAUUUAAAAAAAAAAAACAACCUUCGUCAUAUACUGUCAAACUGUAAACAGUACCUAGUUCUUGCUAACUGAGCCAAUGCAGCACAAUGCAGACAUCUGCAAAACAUACUGCAUACUUUUUGUUGCUCUGAACCUAAAACUUUUUCUCAUCACAUUGGCAGCAAAUUCAUAGUUUUCUUGAUGUUACUUAUUUGAGCAUUAAAGUUAAAAAGGCAUCAAAGGUAUGCUUUGCAGGAUUGUCAGUUCAUAAACACGCUUGCAAGUAAAAGUGAAAGGAAAAGCCAACCCUAGAUUCAUUUUCAUUUAGUGAUUUGCCUCUCUAUAUUUGUGGGGGGGGCGCAGUGUAUCUCUUGGAUGGCUGCUGCUCAUAGUCUGCUCCAAGCUCACCUGAGCGCUGUGCAGGUUUGCAUUUUUUUUUUUUUAAGAAAAAUUUUGCAUAGUAUAUCUUCAUCUUAUAGAUACGUACUGGGUCAACUUGUGGAAAUAGGCACUGGGCAUGAGGGGAAUUGGAGAAAACUGCACUUUUGGUGAAGAAGUUUUGAUAUUUUAUUUAUCCCAUGCACAGCUACGAAAUUAUUGUUGAGUGAAAAUAAAUAAUGAACUUUGAAGAAGUUGCCACAGAGAUAUCAUGCCCUUUUCUGCAUGCCAAACAAUAUCUGCUUAGAUUGAAAAAGUACCAAACUCCCCUUCAGAUUUUUUUUACAAAGCAUAGGCAUGUGAUAGAGAAUUACAAACUUGAAGCAAAAGUUUCAUAGAUAAAACUAAGUUGCCCGCAGUUAACACUGUGUAUUUACAGUGCAGACAACAUGAUGUUGACAGCGCCAUGCUGUGUUGCAGCAGCAGGAACUGGAAGACUUGUAGGGAUAUGAGGAUGAGAGCAUGCCACCAAAUAUAGGCAAACACUGAGUGAGAUCUUGAUUUAAAGUGCCAGCGAUCUUAGAUUAGGGCAGUAACGUUCCAGCAGGACACCAAAUAGUAACUUACAGCCAACUUCAAACUGGAAGGGCUUCAGAUGUUGAAUGUGAAAGUCCUUGACUGGCCCUUCUGAAACACAGCUGAAAAUCUGUGGAAUGCCUUGAAGAUAACUGAUCAAAGACCCAUGAAUAAAACUUCUUAAAAGUGUUCAUUCAUAGGGUCAAAUACAAUUAUCAGCUUUUGUAUUUUAUUUAUAAAAGAUGAAUCAAGGUGGUCAAACAUGAGGCACUUUGUACAUAGCUUGGUCAACUUGAUGCAGAGUGUAAAUCACACUGAAUCUCGUGUAGCAGAGCAUCGUGUUUAUCAAAUUCCAACACAAACGGAGCUUCAAAAUUACUUCUGUGGUACAUUUUGCAACUAUGUUUUAUAACGCUGUAAAUUCAACACUUUUUAACAAUUCCACAUCUUUUUCACGAGCUUACAGGCAUGCAUUACGUGUUUGUAUAACUGUAUGCGUCAGAUUUAGCUUUGCACAAAGAAAUGCAUGGACGUCCAUGUAUCUUUCCUGUUUAUUGUAUUCUGACUGAUCGUCAUCUGUCAGAAGGCAUGAUACCGUUUUGUUGUACAGUGUACAGUGAUAAGUGACCAUAACAAUCAUUUUGUAACUAAUUAGUUCAAAAACUUCAAAGUGCUUUACUUCAUCUGCAGAAAUUUAUGUCUUAAGCUUGUCUUUUUAUAGAGUAUUUACUAUGUGAAAAGAAAAAUGGAAUCGGGUAACUUUGGACUAGUCCAGGUGAUCCAUGAGACUGGACCCCCGCCACAACAGCUAAUUAUUUCCAUGACACUUGAAUAAAUGUGUCUGCUGUCAUGUGAGAAAGCAGCACUUCAAUGUUAGGUUUAGACUACACUGAAUUAAAACAUGAUCCAAGAUUCUGUGUAUUUGCAUUUACAAAAACAGUCCAAUGAUUUGGAAAAUUACUAUUUUAAUUAAGCUCAUAAUUGUUCAGUUUUGAUAUAAAGCUCUGAAAUAUUUAUCAGUAACACAUUCUCAAUCCCAACUUGUCAAAUAACAACACCUGAUCAGUGGCCCAUCUCUAUAAAAUAUGAUGCACUAGCCUAACCCUCCUGUGUCACACGGGGAUCAUCUCUUUUCAAAGUAAACAAAGAAAUUUCUGUUUUCACCAGAAAUGUACAGUUUCUGCAUAUUAAAUGCGUUCAGUCUUUUCUAUAACAAACUCAGACUGUAGGUAAAAAACUUCGUAUUGAGUUUUACUUUGUUAGUUUAGGCAACAAAGAACAUAUUUAGGUUUAGAAAAAAAAAACAUGGCUAAGCUUAAAAUACUUGCGCUUAUUACUAACGCCAUAUGUCACAUGACAUACAUCAAUAGCAUAAUAUGCUAGUUUCACGAUUAAAAAAUUUGCCGCCCCAAAUAGAUUUUAUAUUUUUGGAGCUGGAUUGUUCAUUAAGAGUGCUGUUUAAAUAUAUACACUGUUUGUUGCGAUUCAUUGCAUCACACUCGGAGCGCAGAGUGUACUCUGGGCACAGAUGAAGCAGCAGAACUACAUUGACAGUGCAACGUAACUGUUCAUUCUACUGGGCCUAAAAGUUUGCACUGACUCUCAGUAGCCACUCCUCUCAUCUAUUGAUCCCAUCAGCUAUGAACAGAUCGACAAAUCAAUUAUUCACCCCAAAAGUAAAAAACUGCUGAGAAGGAAAAAAGAAGGACCCGCAAAAACCUCAGAAUUUAGAGAGGCGACAAAGAAUGAUCCAAAGGGGCACACAAGCAUUUUUUUUUAAAAGGACAGUGUUCGACCCAACUAGCUUUGCUCCCACCCACUCUAAAAGUGCCGCCACUCAGGACAUGUCAUACUGCCACUGAAGAGUAUCUCUGUGCAGCAGUGUCUCAGGCUGACGGCCACUGACCAAAUGUCGGUAUUUGACAAAUUGAAAUCAAGCCUUCUUACAUUUCUUGAAUGCACUAUGUCUUGUUGCACUUAACAUUUUGUUACUUUUUAUCUUUAAAAUUGAUGCUGUUUCUAAAUACUGUUGUUUUUUAUGCUUUUUUAUCUUUGUUAUGCAUUAAACAUGGGAAAUUUGGAGGCACUACCUGUGCCAGUGCACCUUAAUGACCCACCUAAUUCCCUGUACAUGUAUUAAUAUUCAUGAUUUAAUCACAGUAAGCUACAGUGUUUGUAUUAUGUCAAUGGACAAUAGCUGGUAUGUGCCCAGUGUACUGCAUAUUAACCUGGUUCUUUGUACAUGCUCCAGUAACUGUAUAUAUUGAUUAGUUCAAUGUCUGUUUU